Messenger RNA from Stereum hirsutum FP-91666 SS1, 693 nucleotides. RefSeq lists its product as uncharacterized. Lineage: Eukaryota; Fungi; Basidiomycota; Agaricomycetes; Russulales; Stereaceae. The coding region runs from base 1 to 693 and encodes 230 amino acids. The transcript has a single exon. The record is from RefSeq and is a predicted model, not a curated record.
AUGACAAUCGGCCAUAAUGGACCGUUACCUCCGAUCUCGUCUAUCCUCACUCUUAUUCCUGCACCGUCACUUGCGGCUGGUAGCGUCAGAUCUGAGGAAACCACUGGGCCUCUAGACACCUCUAGUCUCUGCUCCUCUCCGCCCAGCACCGAUUCCGAGCUCGAGGACACUAGAGAAAACUUCGUCGUGCAUGAGCCUCAGGGCGAGCCCGAGGUGUCGUCUUCGUCAUCAAGAGAGAAGAGAGAAGACAUCAAUUCCAUCGAUCGCAUCUCUCCGCUUGCGCCAAUGAGCCCGGACGUUCUCGGCCCUUCGAAGGAGACAAAAGAAGUGGCUCAGGAUCCCAACUCAUCUAAACCAGCCAAGACAUACAAAAAAGUCGCCUGUCCCAUCCCCGUCUGCUCUGGUCGAAUGCUAUACAACGCAGGAAGUAUGCAUCAGCACAUCCGCCUCUCCGCCAUACACAGGCCCGACCGUGCUGUACCAGGCUGGGAAAAGCGGUGGGGUAUUCCGGAGAAGUCCAGGGCCAAGAUGGUGUUGUGCCCGUAUAUUGGUUGCCUCAGCGGGGAGAUGAGGAAAGACACUCAGUUGGACAAGCAUAUGCUGGACAAGCAUAGCGUGGAUUACGAGGAGUGGCGUUUCAAGGUGGAACAAGAAGGGAGGAGGACCAAGGGUAGCACGCCAUUGGGUCAAUGA